Messenger RNA from Saccostrea cuccullata (small rock oyster), 1006 nucleotides. Its product is annotated as mitochondrial amidoxime-reducing component 1-like. The coding region runs from base 1 to 951 and encodes 316 amino acids. The transcript has 7 exons. Gene Ontology annotation, molecular function: catalytic activity; pyridoxal phosphate binding; molybdenum ion binding. The record is from RefSeq and is a predicted model, not a curated record. NCBI's taxonomy places the organism in Eukaryota, Metazoa, Mollusca, Bivalvia, Ostreida, Ostreidae.
AUGGAGACAUUCUUAGCUCUCGUGGCGGUCGGUUCCUGGAAAUAUUUGGCAGCAUCCUGGAUCAGACGAAAAAUCGAGCAGCGUUUCCAGUAUUUUGGCACCGUGUCCUGUUUAAAUCUGUACCCAGUAAAAGGAUGUCACGCUACACGUGUAAAGAAGGCGAAGUGUGGACCACGAGGGCUGGAAGUUGGCGGGGUAAUGGACAGGUGCAUUAUGGUUGUAGAUCGACAGACAGGCAUUGGACAGUAUAUGAGACACUUUCCAAAGAUGACCUUUAUAAAUAUUACAGUGGAGGGAGAGUCGGUUGUCUUGGAUGCCCCUGGAAUGGAAUCUCUGAUUCUACCGCACAGCCCAGACAGAAACUGUACAAAGUUCCUCUGCGAGAUACACGCGUGUAAGCUUUUGGUUCGAGACUUUGGUGACAAAGCUAGUGCAUGGAUCGGCAAAUACCUCGGCAACGACAAUCUGAGACUCGUGUAUUUCCUGGAAAAUAACAACAGAUUAACCAUAGAAACGGAGAACAAUCGUCGACAGGGAAACAUCCAAAUCUCACAAGAGGAUAAAAUAUCGUUUUCAUGUGUCUCCUCCUAUUUACUGGGGAACGAAAGGACCUUAGAAGAAAUCUCCAGGCGGACCACGGAGCCAGUCAAGAUGGACAACUUCAGACCUAAUAUCGUUAUUGAUGGUCUGAGGCCCUUUGAGGAGGACACGUGGUCUCAGAUACGCAUUGGAGAGGACACUAUUUUUCGCUGUCAGGAACCUUGUAAGAGAUGUAUGGUAACAACCAUAGACCCAGUUACUGCAGAGAGAAGCCAGAGAAACGAGCCACUGAAAACUCUUAAAACAUAUAAAGAGGAAGUGGGCGGGGUCCCCACCAGUUUUGGUGUAUAUGCCGCCGUGGAGUCAGGAGGGGAGAUUCACGUGGGGGACCAAGUCUACGUCCUUAAGUGAUGUUGGAAAGAAUUUAAAAUAUUUUUGAGGGCAUUAUGUUGUGUUUUUUUUUUUU